ACUACGGCAGACCAAGAGUACACUCUAUUCCCUAUACCCAAAUCUCUUGGCGGUGCCACCCAAUUUCAUUACUUCCAUCAGUUACCGUGUUCGGUCUGGCCACCCCAACUUUUGUCCUCUCCUUCUCGCCCGCCACCCCCCCAUAGUAAUCUGUUGGAAUUACUACACCAAUAACCACCAAUAACCACCAAAACCUUCAUUAUCCCAGCCCUUUCAUCUUGUCGUCGUUUUCCCCCCUUAGUUUUAUUUCCCAACAACGAUACACGCCAGAUCGUAUCGCCUCAACACGCCCGCCAUCCGCUCACCAACCGCUCGCUCGCUCUCCCUAAAAAAACAACGCAUCUUCGAUCCCACUCCUCCCCAACAAAAAGCGCGAUAUGGCGGACCGGACGAGCUCGUCAGAGGCCGAGCGCUUCGGUGACGAGAAGAACGGCGGACGCAGCCCGGCCGGCAGCGUCGUCAGGGUCAAGCCCAUGGAGGAGGACCUGGAGGGGGCCACCGACAUCGAGAGAGCCGAGCUGCUGCCCACCGCGAGCCAGCAGCAGCAGGCGCCUGAGAAGAGCAGCACGAGAGCGGCUGUGAUAUGGAUGGUUGUCAACACCUUGGCUACGAUUGGAAUUGUCUUCACCAACAAAGCCAUCUUCUCCGACCCCUCCCUCAAGCUCGCCCAGCUCACCUUCGCCUCCUUCCACUUCUUUGUCACCUGGCUCACGCUGUUCACCCUCUCGCGCCCGCGCUUCGCCAUGUUCGUCCCGCGCCGCGUGGCCAUCAAGGAGAUUAUCCCCCUCGCCGUCGCCAUGUCCUUGAACGUCAUCCUGCCCAACCUCUCCCUGGCCUUCUCCACCGUCACAUUCUACCAAAUCGCCCGCAUCCUGCUCACCCCCACCGUGGCGCUCAUGAACUUCGUCCUCUACCGCGCGACGCUCCCUCGCAACGCAAUCUACGCCCUGAUCCCCGCCUGCCUGGGUGUCGGCAUGACGUCGUACUACGACUCCCUCCCCACCGCCGAUGAGAAGGUCAAGACCACCUCCAGCAUCGGCGUCUUCUUCGCCUUCAGCGGCAUCUUCGCGUCGUCCCUGUACACCGUGUGGAUCGCUUCCUACUGCAAGAAGCUGCAGAUGAACCCCAUGCAGCUCCUCUUCAACCAGGCCCCAGUCUCCUCAUUCAUGCUCCUCUACGCAAUCCCCUUCAUCGACACCUUCCCCGUCUGGACCGAGGUGCCGCUGAACCGCUGGAUGAUGAUCCUGCUAAGCGGUGGAUUCGCGUCGUUGAUCAAUAUGAGCCAGUUCUUCAUUAUCGCCCAGACGGGGCCGGUUUCGUCGACGGUUGUUGGGCAUCUUAAGACUUGCUCGAUUGUGGCGCUGGGGUGGAUGACUUCGGGGCGCGCGGUGGGGGAUAGGAGUGUGUUGGGUGUUUUGGUUGCCAUUGGUGGGAUUGUUUCAUACUCCGUCGUAAUGAUCAAGCACAAAGCUGCCGCCGCCAUGGGCUCCAGCAACAAGGCCUAAACGCCCUUCUUUCGCCAAGAACCAUGCAAAAACACCACCACAACCACCACUGAUCUAACGAGUUCGAGCAGCGGUGUCGUGUUCUUUUAUCACACCCAGCUAUCCAUAAUUCUACCACGUUUAUAAUUCUUUUUUUAUCAUCAUCUUUCUAUAUGUUUGUCGUUCAUAAACAGGCGUUAGGUGACAAACCGUGCGGGGAAACGGUCCUAGAAUGGGGGUUGAUCGAUGGGGAGAUUAUUGAUUCUCUUCGUUUUUAUAUAUCGAUUUUUACUUUUGUUUCGGCUGUUUUUUUUUUGUGUAAAACGUCUUUUUCCUCUUUUUGCUUGGUGGGGGAGAUGGG
This is a messenger RNA of Pseudogymnoascus destructans, 1845 nucleotides long. RefSeq lists its product as uncharacterized. Gene Ontology annotation, molecular function: antiporter activity. Gene Ontology annotation, cellular component: Golgi apparatus. NCBI's taxonomy places the organism in Eukaryota, Fungi, Ascomycota, Leotiomycetes, Thelebolales, Thelebolaceae. The transcript has 3 exons. The record is from RefSeq and is a predicted model, not a curated record. Bases 378 to 1505 code for a protein of 375 amino acids.